CUUCUCUUCUCACUUCACACACAAUUGCAAUCCAAUUCCAAUUCCAAUUCCGAUUCCUUCUUACAGUCCACUGUCUCUCCUCCUCAAAUUUCUUGCAUCAACAAAUUCGCACAACUAUGAAGAUGAGCACCAGCAACAGCAGCAGCAAGAAGAGGAUCUCGAGCAGAGGUUUGGGAGGACUUCUCAGGGAGCAGAGAGCCAGGCUUUACAUCAUCCGACGGUGCGUAGUCAUGCUGCUCUGUUACCACGAUUGAUUUCUAGACCGACGACGAGGUUGUCGCCUCCGCGUGCUUCGAUCGCCGACGAAGACGACAAACUAUCUCGCUUCUCUAAUCCGCCUUUUUUGUUCUUCGAAUUUGUCGGAACUGUAAAUAUCUCUGAUUAGCCGCCAUAGAUAUAUAUAGAUCUCCACAAUUUUGUACUAUGAUUAUUACCGAGUACAUAUACAAUAGAUUCAUUACAAACUA
Molecule: messenger RNA, 467 nt
Organism: Andrographis paniculata
Lineage: Eukaryota; Viridiplantae; Streptophyta; Magnoliopsida; Lamiales; Acanthaceae
Product: small polypeptide DEVIL 4-like
Exons: 1
Coding region: 117-254 (45 amino acids)
Biological process (GO): negative regulation of cell population proliferation
Source: RefSeq, a predicted model, not a curated record